This is a messenger RNA of Penicillium paradoxum, 1014 nucleotides long. Its product is annotated as SDR family NAD(P)-dependent oxidoreductase. Gene Ontology annotation, cellular component: cytosol. The record is from RefSeq and is a predicted model, not a curated record. Lineage: Eukaryota; Fungi; Ascomycota; Eurotiomycetes; Eurotiales; Aspergillaceae. The transcript has a single exon. Bases 1 to 1014 code for a protein of 337 amino acids. Gene Ontology annotation, molecular function: oxidoreductase activity.
AUGGCAUCACCACCGCCCUCGUACACCAAGGUCACUCACUCUGCCACCUAUGCUGGCAUCAAUCCAACCCAGCCAGGCCUCUCUACUGCGGGAAAGGUUGUGUUGAUCACUGGCGCAUCUGGCGGCAUCGGGCGAGCCACAGCCUCAGCCUUCGCUGCAUCGCGCCCCCGGGCCCUCAUCCUUCUCGGUCGACGUGCCGACGCCUUGACUGAAACCGCCGCCAUUGUCCGCAACAGCUACGCAGAGGUGACGAUCCAAACUUACGAGGCUGAGCUGUGCGAUGCUUCGAGCGUCCGCGACACCAUGAACAAGGUGGCUGCCGAGUUUGGCGGCAUCGACAUCCUGAUCCACUGCGCCGGCGUCCUGGCCCCCGUUAUUCCGCUUCUGGAAGCUGAUCCGGCUACUUUCCUGGACGGCUACAAGACUACAGUUGUCGGUUCGCUGGUAACGGCACAGGCUGUCGUCCUAGCGAACAAAACAGUCAGCCCCAACGAGGACCGGCCGAUCAUAUUCGUCAACCUGACCACGGCCGGCAUCAUCUUCCCCCCAUUCACAGGCAUGGGCGCCUAUGUCAGUAGUAAGAUGGCCGCUGUCAAGGUCCUGCAGUCCUUCGCUGUCGAGAACCCGCAAGUGCGUCUUCACAAUGUGCAUCCCGGUUUCCUCGAUACAGCUAUGUCUGCUAAGCUGUCAGAGUCGAUUAAAUUGCCAUUUGCCUUCGAUGAAAGUGAGUAUCAACUGAGCUUGUUCUUUGUGGCUCAUCGCUCUGUGUGUUCAAUUCUAACUAAAGAUUACUCUUUCCCAGUCUCUCUUCCUGCCGAUUUCCUCGUCUGGAUUGUCUCCCCCGAAGCUGAAUUUCUUAAGAACAAGAUCGUCUUCUCUUCUUGGGAUGUUGAGGAGCUUAAGGCUCGCAAGAAUGAGAUUGUCGGUGGCCCGCCGGGAACUGGUGAGCUCUGGCUCGGCUACCAAGGAUUCCCACGAUUCAUCGGUGGCCAGGCAUUGCCAGGCACCCAGUAA